AUGGAGAAGAAGCGAUCAUGCUACACUGUAUUGAUACCAACUCUCUUGACCAUAUGGCUAACAUGCGCGAGCCAAUCCUGUGCACGCCAUGCUAAGGCAAAGCAUCCCAUGGCCGGACCACCACGGUGUCCCAACUGUGGACCGGUGGUUGUACCUUACCCGCUAAGCACAGGUCCAAACUGCGGCGAUCAAGCCUACAAGAUAAACUGUGUCGGGGGUAAGCUUUAUUUCGGCGCUCUUCAUGGCUCAUCGUACGUCAUCACAUCCAUUAACCCUGUGACCCAGCGGAUCCUUCUCCACCCGCCCGGUUUUGCUAGCUCCGGAUCUUGCAUCUCUGGUGAUGUCUCUAAAGCUGGCCUUGAGCUCGACCCACGUCUCCCUUUCAGCAUCACUAGUAGUAACACUAUCAUGUUGCUUAGUUGCCCUGAAACUAUGCUACAGGCGCCAAUAGAUUGUACCGGAACCAGCUUAUGCCACAGCUACAUCAAGAACAACGCACCAGCUUGCUCCAAGGCUCCCUUUUGUUGCACCUUCAGAACCGACGGGUCUCAGACCGCUUACACGAUCAGGAUCAACGGUGGUGGAUGUCUCGCGUACCAGAGCUUUGUGGGGUUGAACCCAAACAAAGAGGUUCCUCCUCCCGGGACUAAAUGGCCCGAACCGGGACUAGAGUUGCAGUGGGCACUGCCUAAAGAACCGGUUUGCAAAACAGAUGUGGACUGUAACGUUCUGUUAGGUAAAUCAAAGUGCUUGCCUGACCCAACCAGUCUCGGCCUGAAACGUUGCUCCUGCAAAAAGGGUUUGGAAUGGGAUCCGGUUAACGCAACAUGUGGUAAAUGUCGCCGUGGGAAACACUGCAAGAAAAAGAAGAAGACAGUCGUUUUUGCAGGUGCGGCUGCUGCGGUUGUGGGAGUGACAUUGGCGAUUGCGGUUGCUGUGAUUGCAAACAAACACAGCCACCAAAAGGUCAAGAAAGAGAUCCACAAGAACAUCGUCAAGGAGCGAGAAGAGAUGCUCAGCGCAAAAUCCACCGGAAAAUCAUCAAGAAUCUUCACAGGCAGAGAGAUCACAAAAGCGACCAACAACUUCUCAAAAGAUAAUCUCAUAGGCACCGGAGGCUUCGGAGAAGUGUUCAAAGCCGUUCUUGAAGACGGAACCGUCACCGCAAUCAAACGAGCAAAGCUUAACAACACAAAAGGCACUGAUCAGAUCCUAAACGAAGUUCGAAUCCUCUGCCAAGUCAAUCACAGAAGCUUAGUCAGGCUACUCGGUUGCUCCGUCGACCUCGAGCUACCUCUCUUGAUCUACGAGUUUAUCCCCAACGGAACUCUCUUCGAGCAUCUCCACGGCAAUCCAGAACGCAACUACAAACCGCUGACUUGGCGGAGAAGACUACAGAUCGCAUACCAAACCGCUGAAGGCUUAGCUUAUCUCCACUCCGCAGCAAUGCCACCAAUCUACCACCGCGACGUGAAAUCGAGCAACAUCUUGCUCGAUGAGAAGCUAAACGCCAAAGUUUCAGACUUUGGACUCUCGAGGCUCGUGGACUUGACUGAGAUUUCAAACAACGAGAGCCAUAUCUUCACAGGCGCGCAAGGUACAUUAGGCUAUCUCGAUCCUGAGUACUACCGGAACUUCCAGCUGACCGAUAAGAGCGACGUGUAUAGCUUCGGAGUUGUGCUUCUGGAGAUAGUUACGUCGAAAAAGGCGAUAGAUUUCAGUAGAGAAGAGGAAGAUGUGAACCUGGUCAUGUAUAUCAACAAGAUGAUGGAUGAAGAGAGGUUGGUUGAGUGCAUUGAUCCGGUGCUCAAGAAGACUGCUAACAAGGUUGAUCUGCAGACCAUGCAACAGCUCGGGAAUUUGGCGUCUGCGUGUCUUAACGAGCGGAGACAGAACAGGCCUUCCAUGAAAGAGGUUGCUGAUGAGAUCGAAUACAUCAUCAAUGUUCUGUCUCAAGAGGUGGUUACUGAGACUGGGACUGAGACAGAGUUGUCUUAA
This is a messenger RNA of Microthlaspi erraticum, 1998 nucleotides long. The record is from the annotation of a GenBank genome assembly. Lineage: Eukaryota; Viridiplantae; Streptophyta; Magnoliopsida; Brassicales; Brassicaceae.